AUGAGUUCCCCACCCGGCGGGGCAGAGGCUCCGCGCCCAUGGGACGUGGCGGCUUCCCAGAGAGGGGGAAAGGAUCCCGCGAAGGUGAUGGAACGGAGCGAGAGCGGCCAGGGUGAAGGGGGGACACGCCGCGGGGACUCCCGUGGCUGCAGUCGGGUGGGGAGCCAGGAGAUGCUGCCGGAGACAGGCCAAGAGAGCAGGAGCUCCGCGGGAGGUCUGCUCUCAAAUGUAUGGUUAUGGAGAGGUGUUGCUGGAGUCCUUACUGCUGCUGUCAUUUUGAUUUUGUACGUUCAGUUUGUAAACCAUUCUUCGGCCAAAGCUUUUCCUGUCUGUCCUUCCCUGGAACUCUGUCCAUCAGGCUGGCUGUAUUUCCAGAGGAGAUGUUACUACCUCUCAGAGAGUGAAGCCAGUUGGAGCUCCAGUCAGAGCUUCUGCUCUUUGCACAACGCUUCCCUCUUGGUCAUUGAAAAUCACGAGGAACUGAGUUUUAUGGUGAAGAUAACAAAGCAAGACCCAUGGAUUGGACUUUAUAAAAGAAAUGAAGAGUUCUUUUGGGUAAAUGGGAAAGCAUUAAACAAUAAACUGAUUGAAGUAAAAGGCUCUGGGAGCUGUGCCUAUCUGGAGCCAAAAGGAGUGUCGGCCUCUGGCUGCUAUUUAACCAGGAAGUGGAUCUGUAGCUUGAAUGUCAGCUUAGCACGGUAGGGCUGGACAGAGCCACUCCCCUGGACACUUAGCACUCUGGUCUGGUAUCUACACAGGCUAUGUCCCUGCUCUGGGGCAUGGGAAUGUGGCUUAGCUCCUGCCUGGAGGUGGAUGACUUUUCUGGUAGCCAGAAUUCUCCAUCCAUGGAGAAAGCCUCCAUUUUUCUCAAAGAUGCCAUUUAAAAAGCUUGCUUUAGAUUCUCUGAUAAGUCAAUGCCUUGCCCCAUUUUCCUAGAUACUGCUCAGUCUGUAUUUCCUGUUGGGACAUCAGUAUUUCUUCUAUCAUCUCUUCUCGUGUAGGAUACUAAGCAGCUGCUCUUUCUUUUCUUUUUUGGUGUGGAUUUGGAGGUAUUUGUUCUGCUUUC
Dryobates pubescens (Downy woodpecker) is the source of this 1066-nucleotide messenger RNA. RefSeq names its product C-type lectin domain family 2 member L-like. Lineage: Eukaryota; Metazoa; Chordata; Aves; Piciformes; Picidae. The transcript is spliced from 5 exons. Bases 1 to 702 code for a protein of 233 amino acids. The record is from RefSeq and is a predicted model, not a curated record.